ACACCUCGAAGAGACGCCAUGGCUUCCAUGAGCUUGUCGGCAGGGGGAAGGCGAAGAGCGUCGGGGAUGGCGACGAUGAUGGCGGCUGUGAUGGGGCUGCUAGUUGCCAUGCUGGUUGUUAACGGCGUCUUGCAAUCCUCCAAGGGUGAGGAUGAGUACAUGCUCGUGCAGAUGGGUAUGGGAGCGGAGGAGGAGAACGACAAGAUGUUGAUCAAUGCGCUCGGCGCCGAGGACGGAGACACAACCAAGGAGGUGGAGGAGAUGACAGAAGAAGAGGUCCUAGCCGCCGAGGAGGCAACUCAAGAAGGGGUAGAUGAAGAGAUCAACAAUGCCCUCGCGGACGCUGAGAGUGCGGCUAAAGCGACGUACGAAAGCGACAUCGAGAAGUACAAAUCCCAAGAAGCUGGCAUGGGUCAUUCCGGCUGGGUACAGAGCUGGGCGCGAGCACGGAGGUCCGUAGGACUUGCUCAACCUGUGAGGAGAGCAGAGAUGCAGCAGUUGGCCAUGGCGCAACGGAGGACGCGAAGAGCGAGAUCGUCCUCGGUUCCCAUUCCCCUGUGAGCAGGUGCAGGUAGACGAGGAUGCUGCCGACGUCGGUCAAGGACGUUGUCGUUUUAAUUCAUGAUGAAAGAGUUAGUAAAAUAGCGGUAGAG
Molecule: messenger RNA, 653 nt
Organism: Guillardia theta CCMP2712
Lineage: Eukaryota; Cryptophyceae; Pyrenomonadales; Geminigeraceae
Exons: 2
Coding region: 19-561 (180 amino acids)
Source: RefSeq, a predicted model, not a curated record